UCGUUUUCACCAUAAAUCACACCCACAUACCCUAGGGGUUCUCCGCUUCACCAGCAAGGAAACGCAAUCAUGGCUAAGCUUUCUAAUUCGCUCUCUCUUUGCCUUUGGUAUUCGUUUUUGGUUCUGGGUAGCUGCUUCACUUUCCGGGAGCAGCCACAGCAAAAUGAGUGCCAGUUGGACCAGCUUGAGUCUCUGCAACCGGAUAACGUAAUUAAGUCGGAAGCCGGUCGGGUUGAGACAUGGAACCCCAACCACAAGCAGUUCCGGUGUGCUGGUGUGGCACUGACUCGCUGCAUCUUGGAACAACACGCCCUUAAGAUUCCUUCUUACUCCAAUUCUCCCCAACUCAUUUACAUCCAAAGAGGUAGAGGAAUGUUUGGGAUUGUGAUUCCUGGGUGUGCUAACACAUACGAGGAGGCACAACUGUCAGAGUCCGGAAAGAUCUGGAGGUCCCGAGAUCGUCACCAGAAAAUCCGGCAAUUCGAGCAAGGUGAUCUGAUAGCGGUGCCGCCGGGUCUUGCUUUCUGGAUGUACAACAACGAGAAUGAUCCCGUUGAAGCCAUAUCUCUCCUUGAUACCAGCAACUACAUCAACCAGCUUGAUAGGAUGCCCAGGAAAUUUUAUCUUGCUGGGAACCACGAGCAAGAAUUUCUGCGAUAUCAGCAACAACAGCUUGAGGAAGAAGAACGACAACAUGGUAGUCAUCAAGAAGGCCAACAACAGCAGAGAGGUAGUGACAACGUGGUCAGUGCAUUCGACAGGGCUUUGCUGGCUCAAGCCUUGAACACGGACGAGGAGAUAGUCGGUGAGAUCCAACAAAAGAACGUUAAGAGUGAGGGAGGCAUAAUCAGAGUGAGUGGCAGCGGUCUCCACAUCUUCCACCCACCUUCCAGGACACAACGACCAAGGAAACAGAAAGGAGAGCAAGAGGAUGAAGAACUUGAGGGCGAGGAACAACAACAAUCAAAGCAGCAGGAGAGAGGCCAGGAAGGACGCGAAGGAGAGAGCGGAAGCGACAAUGGCUUGGAGGAGACAUUGUGUAGCCUCAGACUUCACCAGAACAUCGGACCUUCCGCAUCCCCUGACAUCCACCAUCCUCAAGCUGGUAGCCUCAAGACCGUCACUAGUUAUGACCUCCGUGUUCUCAAGUUGCUCAAGCUCAGUGCUGAGUUCGGUUCAAUCCGCAGGAAUGCUUUAUACGUGCCACACUACAACUUGAACGCUCACAGCAUAGUUUACGCACUAGAGGGAAGGGCUGAGGUUCAGGUGGUGGAUUCCAAUGGGAAGUUGGUCUACAACCAGGAGCUGCGACAGGGAGAAGUGCUGACGGUGCCACAGAACUAUGCGGUGGCGAUUAGGUCAGAGAGCAACCAAUUCUCGUUCGUGGCAUUCAAGACACACGACAUGGCCAUGAUGUCGACGCUGGCGGAGCAGAUGCAGGCGUGGCCGGAAGAAGUGGUAGCGUGCGUAUACCGGCUGAGGAGGGAGCAGGCUAGACAGCUCAAGAACAAUAUUCCGCUUCAUUACUUGCUUCCCCCACAACAGUCUCGGAGGCCCGUGGCUUAGAAUUAGAAACAUUACAAAUAUGAUAAUAUCCCGUGUCUACCAGAGAUGAUCCUAAAUAAACAAAGCAAAGGGCACAGAAGCCUGUCGUUAUGGGAGUGUGUAAAAGAGUAAAAGAUGUACUGUUUUUGCCCCUAAAUAUGAUAAUGCAAUAUAAGUACUACAAUUUCGAA
This is a messenger RNA of Prosopis cineraria, 1736 nucleotides long. Its product is annotated as legumin A-like. Lineage: Eukaryota; Viridiplantae; Streptophyta; Magnoliopsida; Fabales; Fabaceae. Bases 70 to 1566 code for a protein of 498 amino acids. Gene Ontology annotation, molecular function: nutrient reservoir activity. The transcript has 4 exons. The record is from RefSeq and is a predicted model, not a curated record.